This is a messenger RNA of Bactrocera dorsalis (oriental fruit fly), 3127 nucleotides long. Its product is annotated as V-type proton ATPase catalytic subunit A. The record is from RefSeq and is a predicted model, not a curated record. Gene Ontology annotation, molecular function: ATP binding; ATP hydrolysis activity; proton-transporting ATPase activity, rotational mechanism. Lineage: Eukaryota; Metazoa; Arthropoda; Insecta; Diptera; Tephritidae. Gene Ontology annotation, biological process: proton transmembrane transport; ATP metabolic process. The coding region runs from base 136 to 2097 and encodes 653 amino acids. The transcript is spliced from 4 exons. Gene Ontology annotation, cellular component: proton-transporting V-type ATPase, V1 domain; lysosomal membrane.
CAAAGCUGGCACGAAAUUCAAAUUGGAAAAGUGACACAGUGAAAUUGAAAUAUUAUUUAAAAUACAAAAGACGUUUCUGCGUGAAAAUUCUGUUCAAAAAUUUAUUGAAAAUUACGUAAACGAAGAUAUUUCAAAAUGUCGUCUGAGUGGUGUACCUGCUAUAACACGAAACCAGAAGAGAAAUCAUGUGGCUGUAUAGAUGUCGAGGAAAAGGAAUGUGUUUGUCUUCCGCCCUCGAAAGAGAAACUGACUUCCUUUAUGGAAGUCACGAAGCGCAAAGAAAUUGACGAAAGCAAGUAUGGGCGUGUUUUUGGUGUUUCUGGUCCAGUGGUAACUGCUGAGAAUAUGUCGGGCUCCGCUAUGUAUGAAUUGGUUCGUGUUGGAUAUUUUGAACUCGUCGGCGAAAUUAUACGUCUGGAAGGUGAAAUGGCGACUGUGCAAGUUUAUGAGGAGACUUCAGGUGUUACCGUCGGUGAUCCUGUUUUAAAGACCGGUAAGCCGCUCUCUGUAGAAUUGGGUCCAGGUAUAAUGGGUGGCAUUUUCGAUGGAAUUCAGCGUCCGCUGCGCAUUAUAAACGAACUCACAAGUUCUAUUUACAUCCCGAAGGGUGUGAAUGUUACAAGCUUGUCACGCGAUAUAAGUUGGGAAUUUCGCCCAGGCAAGGUAUCAAUUGGUUCACAUUUGACUGGCGGUGACAUUUUUGGUUACGUACAAGAAAACACAUUAGUAAAUCAUAAGAUUUUAAUGAAUCCGCGUGCAAAAGGUACUGUAAAAUAUAUAGCUCCACCGGGUCAAUAUACUGUCGACGAAGUAGUACUUGAGACCGAGUUUGAUAAUGUUGUUACCAAACAUACCAUGUUGCAAGUAUGGCCGGUGCGUCAGCCGCGUCCAGUUAAUGAGAAAUUGCCGGGAAAUCAUCCAUUGUUGACUGGACAACGGAUAUUGGAUUCACUUUUUCCAUGUGUUUUGGGUGGCACAACGGCAAUACCAGGUGCAUUCGGUUGUGGCAAGACAGUUAUUUCACAGUCUUUGUCGAAAUAUUCCAACUCUGAUGUCAUAAUAUAUGUCGGAUGUGGAGAACGUGGUAAUGAAAUGUCAGAAGUAUUACGAGAUUUUCCCGAACUAUCUGUUGAAAUUGAGGGAGUUACAGAAUCUAUAAUGAAGCGUACCGCUCUGGUAGCUAACACCUCCAACAUGCCUGUCGCGGCACGCGAAGCUUCUAUUUACACUGGUAUCACACUCUCCGAAUACUUCCGAGAUAUGGGUUACAACGUAUCAAUGAUGGCUGAUUCCACCUCACGUUGGGCUGAGGCUCUACGUGAAAUUUCCGGUCGUUUGGCUGAAAUGCCUGCCGAUUCCGGUUACCCCGCUUACUUGGGUGCUCGUCUCGCUUCCUUUUACGAGCGUGCUGGACGCGUCAAAUGUUUAGGUAAUCCUGAACGUGAAGGCUCCGUCUCCAUUGUCGGUGCAGUAUCGCCACCCGGUGGUGAUUUCUCAGACCCUGUAACCUCCGCCACACUCAGUAUUGUGCAAGUAUUUUGGGGGUUAGAUAAAAAGUUGGCGCAACGAAAGCAUUUCCCAUCAGUAAACUGGCUCAUAUCAUAUUCAAAAUAUAUGCGUGCGUUGGACGAAUAUUAUGAAGAACAUUUUCCGGAAUUCGUGCCUCUACGUUUGAAAGUCAAAGAAAUUCUGCAAGAAGAAGAAGACUUAUCAGAAAUCGUACAGCUUGUGGGUAAAGCUUCAUUGGCCGAGACCGAUAAAGUAACUUUGGAGGUUGCCAAGUUGAUUAAAGACGAUUUUCUGCAGCAGAACUCAUAUUCGACAUAUGAUCGCUAUUGUCCAUUCUACAAGACCGUUGGCAUGCUCAAUAACAUAAUUACUUUCUACGAUCUAUCACGUAACGCUAUAGAAAGCACAAUUUCGGAUGAAAAUCGUGUUACCUGGAAUGAGAUACGCCAAGAAAUGGGCAAUAUACUGUACGAAUUAUCAUCCAUGAAAUUUAAGGAUGCACAUAAAGAUGGAGAACGAAGAAUCAUGCGCGAGUACAAGAAACUUAAUGACGAUAUGCAAGCGGCUUUUAGUCGAAUGUUGGAAUAAAUUCAUUUGGUAAAACUGUUUCGUUUUUGAUUUCAAAUUCAACUUAUUGUAUAACACUAAUGAUACCGUUUUUAAUAUUUUUAUAUGAUUGCAUAACACAUACACAGAAAUAAAAAACUUAGAAUUUCCAUUUGCUGAACUUGUAACUGAAUAACGGUCAACUUUUAAAUUUUUACUCACAGUUUUGGUUUGUUUUGAGAUUUAAUUUUUUAUAACAAUAAUAAACGAUUUAAAUUAAAAUUUUUAUUUCAAAUAUUUUCAAUUAUUUACCGUUACGAAAUAGCAUUCGUUGAGAAAGAUGCUGAGAAUGAAAUUACAUACAUAAAAAAGAAGCACGGAUGGUAUAUGUACAUAUGUCACGUGUUUUAAAAUCCUGACACGCCUUUUAAAAAUUUAUAUACAUACCUACAUUACACAUAAUUUUGUAUGCCAAACUCAUUUCACAGAACCGUUAAACUAAGUAUAGAAUUUGAAUUCGAAAUUUUGUUUGCUUGCCGAAAAGGUGUUUCUUACGCCCCUGAAGAAUUAAACUCUAUUUUACGGUAUUUUCUAACAAAGCAGUAAAAUGAAGUACAUACAAAUUAUUUCGUCCGGUGAAAUGUGUUUACAAAUUUUGCAUGUGAGCAAAAAUUGAAAAAACAAACCAAAAACAAAAAAAAGCGAUUACCCGCAAUAAACUGCUAGCAAGUUUUUAAUAGCCACCUGUAUUCAUACAUAUAUAAAUGUUGUGUGUGUACGUGUGCACACAACCCUUUACCGAAUUCUGGUAUUGUUACAAUGUUCCAUUUAACUGCCCAGUGCAAACUAUCUUGUCAAAAAAAAAAAAGCUUAGACUUUUCACUGCUAUCCACUUAUUAUCCCAUUAAGCGCCAUGGUUACAAUAUGUCCUGCAGUUAUUGCUUUAGUCCGCAUUUCUGGCACUGGUACUGGCGCUCAGCACCUCGUCAAGUCACUUUACGGUUUUAUUUCACCCAACCGUGGCCAGAAGAAGUGGAGCCUUCGCAAGUUUAUUACGCUAUCAAAAUCAAGC